Molecule: messenger RNA, 759 nt
Organism: Paramecium sonneborni
Lineage: Eukaryota; Ciliophora; Oligohymenophorea; Peniculida; Parameciidae
Source: the annotation of a GenBank genome assembly
AAGAAUUUUAUGGAAGAUAAAGAUAAAACUAAACCAAUGACAUUAAGUCAAAGGAUAAGAAUGGAAUUGUCCCAGUAAUAAGAGGAAAAGAAACCAAUAGAUGGGCCUUAAUUGAUUAAGCAUAAGCCUUCUAGUUAUGAUGAGGAGACAGGAUAAAUGUAUUCAUUUUAUGCAAGUGCAGUAAAUCAAAGUAAAUAAUUUCUUUCGAACAUUUUUGGUGGAACAUAUAUAUCACAAUAUGAAUUUAGUUUUAAACAUAAAUAAAAUGUAAUAAAAUAUGUAUUUGAAAAAAACAAUGUAAUCGCUGAAUAUGUGAGUAAAGAAAUGAGAAAGAGUAAUAAAGAGAUGAAUUUAAAUGAGUUAUUACUAUUGUAAAAUAGAAUGAUGUUAGUUGCUUAAUUAGCAGAUUGUAGAAAUAGAAUAGGAAUUAAUGCUUAUUGUUGGGGUGCUUUAAUGGGAAGUUUAUUUAUGUUAUUGCCAAUUUCAAUAUGGAAAAAAGGUGCAUUAUCAAUGAGUGUAUUUCAUUUAUUUGGAAGUUAUGUAAGUUAAGCAAAUAUAGACAGAGUUUUUGAUAAAGUUUAUCAAUUUUAUGUUAAUGAUUUAGAAGAAUAUAAGAAAGAAAGAGAGAAUAUUACUGUAGGAUAAAUAAAAUAAACAAAACUUGAUAGAAGUUUGGAAGAUGUAAUAUAAAUAUAAUUUUAUAAUUAUUUUAGAAAAGACUAAGAAAGUACUUGCGAGAAAUUAGUAAAUAACAAUGAG